Messenger RNA from Gigantopelta aegis, 1124 nucleotides. RefSeq names its product beta-1,3-galactosyl-O-glycosyl-glycoprotein beta-1,6-N-acetylglucosaminyltransferase-like. Gene Ontology annotation, molecular function: acetylglucosaminyltransferase activity. The record is from RefSeq and is a predicted model, not a curated record. Lineage: Eukaryota; Metazoa; Mollusca; Gastropoda; Neomphalida; Peltospiridae. Gene Ontology annotation, cellular component: membrane.
CUGUUGUGGGAUAGUGCAUAUAAACGAUCCCUUGCUACUAAUGGAAAAAUGUAGCGGGUUUCAUUUCUCAGGAUAUAUGUCACAAUUAGCAAAUGUUUGACUUGCAAUAGCCGAUGUUUGAUAAACCAAUGUGGUCUAGUUGUGUCGGUAAAGAAAUUUCUUUCUUUUUUUCUUUCUUUCUUUACUAUAAGACAGUUUCUCCAUUUUGUAAGGUGUGUGUGGGAUUUUUACAGUUUUUUUUUUUUUUUUUUUGGGUUUUUUAGGUUUCAAUGGCGAUUGUAUUACCUUUAAGACUUUCACGAACAUUCUGCUACUUUCUUCUAUUCUGUGUAUCAGGAAUUCUGCUGCUUAAUGGAACUCGGUUUAGUGAAUUGUCUAGUAUUUUAAAAAGUCUUUCAAGACUACAUGAAAAUGCAAGCAGUAAUUCUGAAGUACGUUUUAGUAACACCAUAUUUCAGCACAAAGACAAUUUCAAAGAGCAACAGUUGCAGGAAAAUAGUAUUAUUCCGCAACGUGACGUCACUACUGUCAACUGCAGCGGGCUGAUAGCCGGAAGUAAAGUUACUCUACAGGAAGUAAAAAAACUAAUGUCGAAUGUCAAGCGACCAACUAUUCCUGAUUCUUAUUUCUUAACAGCAGCUAAAGACUGUCACGCGUUUCGUCUAAAAAGAGGCUACAUCCUUAAAACAAUGACGUCAGAAGAGGAAAACUUCCCAAUAGCUUUCAGCAUUCUUAUGUUUAAAGAUGUCAGCCAAUUUGAACGUCUUUUACGCGCCAUUUAUCGCCCACAGAACUAUUAUUGUAUUCAUGUGGAUAAAAAGGCUUCAACUAACAUAUCUGCUGCUGUUCAAGGCAUUGCAAACUGUUUUAGUAAUGUGUUUCUGACGUCACGAUCAGUAGAUGUUAGAUGGGGAACAUUCACCGUUUUGGAACCGGAACUAAUCUGUAUGCAGGAACUGUGGAAGUACCGGAAGUGGAAGUAUUUUAUGAAUCUCGCUGCACAAGAGUUCCCACUGAAGACGAAUUUGGACAUGGUGAGAAUACUAAAGGCUUACAAUGGUGCCAAUGACGUUAGAGGGAUAUCCAAACGGUGAGUAUAAAUUGUAUUCGUUUGUUUCUUGGGA